AUGAGCAUACAACUUCAAGACGGUCUAUCAGGGCAGCCUGUGGACAGAGUGCUUGAGGACCUCUUAGUAAGGUUUCUCGUCAAUGCUCCAGAUGAGGAUUUAUCCUCGAUCGAACGUAUCUUCUUUCAAGUCGAGGAGGCCCAGUGGUUUUACUUGGACUUUGUCAGGCAACUCAAUCCGCUUUUGCCCACAAUGAAAAUGAAGUCAUUUGCACCAGCUCUUUUAUCCAAAUGUCCGCUUCUUUGGCGAUGGGGUGAUCCAAGAGAUGCUAUCUCCAAGUUCGGAAAGUAUAAAUCGACAAUCCCUGUGAGAGGAAUUGCAUUGAUGAAUAAGGAAUUGACGAAGAUUGUCUUGGUUCAAGGUAUGGAAUCAGGCUCCUGGUCUUUCCCACGUGGAAAAAUCUCAAAAGGGGAAAGUGACUUGGAAUGUGCAAUUCGAGAGGUGAGGGAGGAGACAGGGUUCGAUGCAAAAGCCUACGUCAAUGAGAAGGACUUCGUUGAGCGAACCGUCUUUGGUAAGAACAUGAAGAUCUUUUUAGCUCGCGGUGUACCCGAGGAUACUGAAUUUGCUGCAUUGUCUAGAUUCGAGAUCUCACUGAUCAAAUGGUUCGACUUGAAGAAAUUGCAAAAAUCCUUGAAGAACAAUCCUCAAAAAUUCUUCGCUGUCGACCCUAUUAUUAAGGCUUUGACAACCUGGGUUAACAAGAACAAGGGAUUGGUUAACGAGGAACAGCUAUUGAGAGAAGCGGAGGCGAAGUUAAAGGCUAUAAUGGGUAUUGGUGUCAGUAAGGAGAAUGAUCAAGCAGGCAGAGAGUUGCUUGACAUAUUGCAGGGUGCAUCUCAGCCGGAAUCACAAGCACCACAGCUGGCACCACAGGAAAUUCGUCCUCCACAACAGCCGCAGAUUCCUAACUUCAAUCACCAAGUACCCCUAGGGUACCCCCCUAACGGAUUUGUUCCCCAGCAGCCUCUUCCACAAGCAUAUUAUCCAAUGCUUCCGCCUGCACAUCUUCUUCCUCCUAGGCAACAGCCAUUUAUGCCACCUGCUCAUCUUUUACGACCACUUCAGGAGCCUCAAAGCUUACUGCCUCAAAUCCAGCUGCCACACCCCCAAGUGCAAAGUCAAACUCAGCAACCUUCCGCUGAAAUUGCACAGAGUCGCCAGCAUCCUCAACUGCAGACACCUCAAGAUCAACUCAAAUCCAAGGGGACAAUUUCGGAACCUCCACAUGAACUUCCAAAAGAUGUCCAACACCUUCUGCAGUAUCAAACACAACCUUUGGAGCCUUCAGCACAGAGUCUUUCAUUGCCAAAAAGAAUUUCGACGUCGAAGAAUUCGAAGGAGUUUUUGUCACUUUUGCAACAGGCUCCCAAGGGAUCACUGCAUGAUCAGCUUUCAGAAGCCUCCGUGGAAGCGAAACAACGCAAUAGGUCCAGAGCGGAUGACCUUCUCAAACUCUUCCAGAAACAGGAGCCAAGUAGAGGCCCACUGGAGAGUGGAGUCAAAUCAGAGUCUGCAACUACUACGGAAAUGCCACAUUCUCAACUAGAGGAUGAAGAUGCUACCGAACUUGAUGCUACAAAUCGUUCUACCACACCAAAGAAAAUCACUUUAUUGAAGCGGGACAAAGAUCAAAACGCAUCGGCCACUUUACUCGGACUACUUGGAAAAAAGCCACCUACCAGAGACGAAGACGCAUCUUCUAAGUCAAGAUCCCCGGCUCCUCAUCCAGCUUCGAAGCCUACUGAGCCUCAAGCUAAACCUCAGGAACCAGAAAACCCUUCUAGUACAUUAUUGGACAUCCUCAAUGGCAAAAAUACCAGUGCCUCUGCUGCUUCAAACCCUGUUUCAUCUCCCCAGCCGGUUUCUCUGUCUGCUUCAGCGGAUCUCCUAGGAAUUUUGAAGAAGGGUAAGGAUUCUAACAGUACAAACCAAGCACCUAAGCAAUCGGAUAAACCAAUUCGUCUCGCUAAAAAGAGCGCAGAGACACCCAUUGACCUUAAAGCCAUUUUGACUGGGGAAGGUUCCAGAUCUGGAAGCACUCAGCAAAGUAACACUAGCUCGCCUGUGACAACAACUUCCAAGGCGAAUAAACCUGGAAACGAUAUCUUGGACAUCCUUAACAGGAAAUCGGCCACUCCAGACACUGUGAGAAUUACACCUCAGCAGUCACAAACGCCAGAGAACUUUGAAGAUUUCGAGGAUUUCGAAGACUUUGAUAAUUUUGAAGACGAUGGUGAAUUCACCGACUCGCAGGUGAAACCAUAUGUCGAAAGCACAGAUGAUGACGAUUUUGAGGAUGCUCACGCAGUUCCUCAAGCAGCUCACAGUACGGGUGACUCGAGCUCAUCAGCCACAUAUCAGCUGAAGCCUGAUGGUCUUCAAGAUAUCUAUGGCACAAGCAAUGAAACCAUCAACUUACAAAACGCCCUUCCUCCGCAACGUCCACAAAAUGAGAAUGGCGCCAACUUACUUGCAUUGUUAGGAAAGAAGCCUCCCUCACAAGUAGCUCAUUUGGGAGUUCCUAAACCCGCAGAUAACGGACGAAACGAGUUGUUGAACAUUCUUAGACGCGGGCCAUCAAAUACCUAA
Molecule: messenger RNA, 2592 nt
Organism: Candidozyma duobushaemuli
Lineage: Eukaryota; Fungi; Ascomycota; Pichiomycetes; Serinales; Metschnikowiaceae
Gene: DCP2
Product: decapping enzyme complex catalytic subunit
Exons: 1
Coding region: 1-2592 (863 amino acids)
Biological process (GO): nuclear-transcribed mRNA catabolic process, nonsense-mediated decay; deadenylation-dependent decapping of nuclear-transcribed mRNA
Cellular component (GO): P-body; cytoplasm
Molecular function (GO): 5'-(N(7)-methylguanosine 5'-triphospho)-[mRNA] hydrolase activity; RNA binding; manganese ion binding
Source: RefSeq, a predicted model, not a curated record